Messenger RNA from Mercurialis annua (annual mercury), 1974 nucleotides. RefSeq lists its product as uncharacterized. Lineage: Eukaryota; Viridiplantae; Streptophyta; Magnoliopsida; Malpighiales; Euphorbiaceae. The coding region runs from base 755 to 1342 and encodes 195 amino acids. The transcript is spliced from 4 exons. Gene Ontology annotation, molecular function: ferrous iron binding; ATPase activator activity. Gene Ontology annotation, cellular component: nucleus; cytosol. Gene Ontology annotation, biological process: tRNA wobble uridine modification; protein histidyl modification to diphthamide; positive regulation of ATP-dependent activity. The record is from RefSeq and is a predicted model, not a curated record.
CCCUCCUUUGCUUUACUUUGCUGUGUUUCCUAUCCUCUGUAGUUGAUAAAAUUAUCAGCAAUUAGUAAAUGACUAGCUCUGUUUUAGCUUAAUUAAGAUACUCAUUUUAAUAUCAUUUGAAUCCCAUACUCAUUUCUAUGAUUGUUUGGCGUAUAGUUUAAUAUUUCUUGCCGAUCAAAUUGAAAGUUUAGUGUUGUUUUUCUUUCCACUACAACCUCCACUGCCAUUGUCUGUUGCCAAUGUGAAAAUUAUAAGCUUCAAUAGCAACCAUUGAUUGCAGCUAAAAGAAGAAAAAAAUGUAUUUUAAGUCAAAAUUCAUUGAUUGUGCAAUUUGUGAGACCGCAGCUCUCCUUAGUUCGAAUGCUUGGUUAGUUUGAAUGUAAAAUCUGAUUGUUUUUGAUUUAGAGAAUUGGGUUUGGUAAUUUCUCGUUUUCAUUUUAAUUGCAUGAUGUAAUUAGAUAUGAAAGUUUGCUUUAAACUCUAAUCUGGAAGUUCUCAUUUUGAGUUGUGUUUUAUUUUAUUUUCUUAAUCAGUCUCUAGUUUAUCAUAUAGGCUAGUUUUUUUGUUUUGUUAACAUAGUGAGUUGAGGUGGAUUCCGAGGUGGUGUCUGAUUUGGUGAAGUAAAAUAUUUCAGUUGCCUUAUCAGCUUGUUUUUGCCGGAAAAUAAUCAAGUACCUCCGACUGAAAUUUAAAAUUAAUUCUGAAACAUACAAUUAAGUAAACCUAAUCUAAAAGAAACAAGCAGUGCUGAACUAUGCUUGGCUGCAAGAACUCUAUUCAAGAAACUCACUAUGACAUUCUUUCCAUACAAGAAAACGCAAGCUACGAAGAAAUCCGCGCAAGCUACAGAUUAGCGAUCCUCAAUUAUCAUCCAGACAAACUAAAACAGAAUACACAUCAAACAUCUAAUCCCCAGUAUGAGUUAGAAGCAAGAUUCUUAAAUGUGCAGAAAGCUUGGGACAUCCUCGGCAAUGAAAGAUCACGCAGAGUCUAUGAUAGCGAGCUACGAGCAUUGAGAAAUGACUCAGGAGUUUCUGAAGAUCUCGGUUUAGACGAUAUGAUGAUGGAAGAUAGUGGAGAAAUGUUGGAUCUCUUUUACCAGUGCCGGUGUGGCGAUUUUUUUUCAAUUGAUUCUUUAGAGUUGGGUAAAAUGGGGUUUAAAUUGUUGAGAGAUGAAAAUAAGAUAUCAUUUGAAGCAACAGAUGCUUUGUCUGUGCCUGCAUCAGUUGUUCUUUCCUGUGGUUCUUGUUCUUUACAAGUUCGUCUAUUAAUUAAUCCCAACAUUAAGGCUGGGCUUACUAUUAACCAAGAAAAGGCGGCCUUGUUUGUGGAUUUGAGUUGACAACUAUUUAACAGAACUGAGGAACUUGAAAAAACAGUUGUGCUACGAAAUCAAGAACUGCAAUUCGAGAGUUGGUUAUGAAAUUAAUUUUAGAGCAGAAUUGAACCAAAUAAAGGGUUAAGGUCUAUCUACAUCAGCAGUCCCCAACUUGUGAAGAAGAUGAGCUCUAAGGGACGAAGUACUCCAUGGACUGUGUUUGAUAGAAUUAAAACUAUUCCAUCGACUCCAGAAACUCUGAUGGCAGAGAUUAACAUAGCCAUUGCUGAUCUGGAAUACGCUCGUGCCACAGCAUUCCUUGACCCUCAUUCUCCAACCCAGUUUAGGACUAAGAGUCCUAAUGGAAGUGCUUCUCCUCAAUAUGAUGCCCGAAUUGCUGACGAGGCUUAUAGAGCUGGAUGCGCGUCAUUAGCUGCGGGGAAGCUUGAUGAAGCUCUUUGGUCUUUGAACAUUUCCCUUUCAAAAUGUCCUCCUGAUAAGACCUCCGCUGUCACCAAGCUUCAGUCUCUCAUUUCUCUUACAGCAGAACAGCUCCAGAAAUAAUAGUGGUAUGUUUAUUUGUCUGGUCAAUGAAGGAAUUUCUUGUAACGAGUAUAACAAUGACACAGGUCGAAUAAAGAUGAGUAUUUUUUGAA